AUGCUCCGGCCCUACAUCUUUGCAGCUGCUCAGUAUGGCAUAGGGUUUGGACCAUGGAACCAGACCAAACUCCCGCUCUGCCAACCCGGCUGCACAAAGCACUCCGCCUCACCCGCCAACGGCCACGCGGUCACGUAUAAACGCUUCGGCUACGCUUGGCGCCGAUCGCCCCCCGACUUUAUCACCGGCAUCUACAUCCUCUUCUUCCGUCUACUAGAACGGCAUUCGGAUCGAGCUGGCACAAGGCAAGGGAACACUUCUUUCACUCACAACUCAAAGCAGCUUGGAGGUGUCUUUUCUGGAAAUGGUCUUCCCUUGUCAGAGAUGCAAGAUCUCGAGUGGCAGCGCGACACCAUGUGCCAAGAUCCCCACACCAGUCAAGGCCUCCCCGCUCUGGCGCUCCGUGGCAAGGUGCAAGGCUACUGGCGGGGCAAGUUCCUCUUCUACGAUUACGAGCUCUACAGAGAGAUGACGGAAGGCAACAUGCGCCGAGUCUACACAGGCAUGUUUGCAGAUCAGGCGGUAGAAAUGGAGUUGAAGGAGAUUGUGGUGAAGGUCAGGGAAGAGGAUGUUGGUGGAGACGGACCCAUGUUCGGUGCUGGAUUCAAGGAUCUAGAUAAUGUGGAUGAAGAAGUCAAGGCCGUAGAGGAGGGCUAUGGACAUGAGAUUGUUGGUGAUGAUGAGCCUGUGCCGGAAGGUUGGACGAAGGAGAUUUUACUUGCAGGCAGAGGACGGAAUGCUUGGGGAUGGUGUAGAAUACGAGGUCGCGUGAGGUCUUGGGAUGGUCUUGUGAUACUAUGUCUAACCUAUGCCCGAGUACCCGGUACAACCUGGUUAUGGCGUGGGUAUACUCUUUCAGGUGGCUAUCUCACCGGUCGAUGGCACGACACCUUUACCAACAGCACCGACUCCAAGAGCUACGAAGGCCCAUUCUCUUUUGUCCGUGCCGGAGACCCUUGCUAUCCCCCGCACUUUCCACAACGACUCCAGGAGUCGCUCGGGGUGGACACGUUUGGGGGCGGCAUGCCGAGCGCGCCGAUUCCGAUUGCAAUCCCGAGCGAGGGGCCGGGAGGAUCCAAGCCCUGGCAUGCUCAGUAUCCGCCUCAUCCGAAUAUGGACGUUGAGGCUGUACCCAAACGACGUGCGGUCGCGCAGGUGGAAGAUGAAGAUCGAGGAAAGGAAGAGACCACAUCGAUAAUAUCACCGGGAAAACCUGAGAAUCAGGACAACGAUACUCGUACCCCAUGUAACAUCCGGUGUAGUAGUAUCCGCGGAAGAUUCAUGGCGAGUCAAUAG
This is a messenger RNA of Cryptococcus wingfieldii CBS 7118, 1296 nucleotides long. RefSeq lists its product as hypothetical. The transcript is spliced from 4 exons. Lineage: Eukaryota; Fungi; Basidiomycota; Tremellomycetes; Tremellales; Cryptococcaceae. The record is from RefSeq and is a predicted model, not a curated record. The coding region runs from base 1 to 1296 and encodes 431 amino acids.